ACCACGCGCCAUAUGUUUAACACAUGGGAACAUUUCGAAUACUGCUGGGUCUUGAGGGGCGAGGUAUGAGGGAAAAUGGCAAAUAUGGGGUUCAUUGAAAACAUGAUCCGAUUACCAAUACCAUACACGUUCCUCUGUUCCUCUUAACCAAACCGUUUAUUAAUUAAUAGAGGGGAACAAAAGGAAAGAGAAUUAUUACGAACAUUAAAUUUUUUAUGGUUAAUAUUAAUUAAAAUAAAGUCAGAGCCCAAAAGAAAAUGAAAUGUACCCAACACGGCCGAAUACCCGAAAGCGAAAAAAAACAUUGCGUUAUGAUCAUGUUUAUUCUCAUUAUGGUACUUGACAGUACCAUCCUAGAAAUAUCCUGGAAAUUUCGACAUAUAUAUAGAAUUAUUUAUAUGGCCGCAAUACUUGACAUUAAAACAAAUGCCGUAAAAAUUAAUAUGUUCUUAUACCAUAAGAUGCCGUAAAAUAAUAUUAAUUCCGACCAAUUUGCUUAUGACGUCCGAACCAGUUACGUUAAAUUAAUUACAAUAAAUAUAUCACACUAUCUGAGUACUGCAUAAUUAGAUGUAUCACGUUGACGUAUUAUUAUUACAAGAUUUUAAAACUGUUGCGCCCCCUUUUUCAGCAUAAGUUCAAAUACGGACCAUAACGCUUCUAAAACGUAUAUUAAAUAAUAAACCAAAUAAAGAAUUUAUGACGCCAAUGCCUCACACAAGACAAAGAUAAAGCACUUGAAAUAAAAUUUGGGAAAUAAAUUUCGGUUUGAAACUGCACUUGCGAUUCUGAGAGAUGUAAAUGAUUCCUGGCAUGUUGCUUUUGACAAGAUAUAUCAGGUGUAUAUUUCACCGGGGAUAUUCAUACAAAUGGAUUUAUCAAGUGUAGUUUCUGUUUUAGGUUACUCGGUCCAGUUGCAUGAAUUAAAUUAUACAAUCUGCAACUGGUUACUUAAACAAAGUCACAGUCCCACUCAAAGUAUAUUUUCCCGUAUUAAUGCAGGUUUCAAGCAUUAUUAUUACUAUUAUAAAUUAAUUGUCCAGAGCAGUGAGUAAAAAGAUAAAUAGGGAAGCGGUUUAUUACUGUGCCAACCGUCAGCCAUUAAAAUACUGCUAAUAAUAAUAAUAAUAAGGUAAUGCAAUAAUUCUGCUAAUAAUAAUUGAUACUUUAUUGAAAUUCUCUUUUCCCCCAGCUUGCACUCUGUAGGUGAGAGCUGGGGGAAACGUAAAGAGAAUUUCAAUAAAGCAACGAUUAUUAUAUUACCUUAUUAGCAGCACACGAGUAAGCCAGCUACGAAGCGCAGCCACCCAUUACAGGGUCCAGGGAGCUACGGAUGAAAAGGGCUUUGCUCAAGGACCUGCAGAUGUGCAGAGGCAGCGCUCGAACCGGCGACAUUCUAUUUACAAGCACAGAGCCAUAGCCCACUAAGCCACACGCUACCCCGCACGAAUAAAUAUUUUAUACACAUUAAAUAAAAUAAUAAUUCACGUAUGUAUGGCAUCAUUCCUCCGUCCUAAAACAUCCAUCAAUCCGUCUUCCAUACCUAGGAGCAUACCUAGAAAGUCUCGGCCCCCUGACAAAAUGUCACCUGCCCCCCGCCUAAUUUUACAGAUAACCUUGCGCAUUCAGAGGCCCCUCUGAAAGUGCUGGACCCCCUGAAUCUGCCUGGGUAUCCAUGCCCCUCCGACUCCCCUGUCCAUACCACGACACGAAGGAAGAACACGACGCAUAGCAUGGGAUCACCCUGAAUGGGAUGCCCGUCCCUCGCAUGCAAGGCACGCGCUCGCAAAUUAUCACUAGAUAAUAGAAACAGUUAGAUUCAGCUACUCGUAUUGUUUUUUUUAACUGCGAGAGGAAACCAAAGUAUUCAGAGGAAGCUCAUACGGACACGAAUGAACGUUACCAAUUAUUAUCAUUAAAAUAAAAAUAUAUAUGCAAAUAAAUGUUCAAAUAAUAAAGCGGUUUAUCAAAUUUUCGAUAAGGAAUUCUGCUCCUCAGAUUAUAUUUAUACCCGUAAAAAUGUAUAUCUGUGUAUUAAACAACAUGUAAAAUUACAUAAAAGUAAUAUUAGUGUUGUGCAAAUAGUAUGUGGCCACACUUCUGUAUUUUAUUCGUUGAAGGAAACGAUGCCAGAGCAAAGCUUUAGUGGACAUAAAAGACUGGCAGCCAGUCUAGUUAAACCAGUGUCAAAUCGGUUUUAAGAUGAAAUAAGGCGUAUAAUUAAAACAAAGAUAAUAAAUAAAAAAUACAUUUUUAAAUGAAAAGUCCUUCAGAAGACUGGCACUAAGGCAAAAUAAGGUUAGUUUAAUGUGGUGGUACUGUAUCACUUGGAUUACAAUUCCCCCCCAGCACCCAUGCCCCGCCCUCCUCCGAUCCAAUGGACUCAAAAAAAAGUAAAGUCGAUGGACUGUUUCCCUCAAGUGAGUUCGGGGAAGUGUUGAGGGGCGGAUAGUUUGAUUUUUCCUCUCAUCGUGCCUAGCCAAUAACGUGAAGGGAGCUGUUGUGCACAUCUCAGCUGGCAGACAUUUUAAAAGGAGACAGUCCGGCGCUGUUGCAAUUUGUACCAAAAUCCAGUCUCCCUUUCUAUGGAAUCGUUAGUAACUGCAAUCUCUCAGCAGCGUGCGCCCCCACUCCACAACGGUCAACGCGUUUAGCCCGUUCCUGCCUGAGGAUUCUUUCAAUAAAGAACUACUUCCUACGUACAUUUGAUUUCCCUCUGAUCAAUUCAUUGACAGGAUGAACAGAACUGCGCGCGCGUUCUGUGCUUUGGCAUUCGUUACGGGGCUGCUUUCCUGCCAGGCAGACGGCAAGGGGAAUCGUGGAUCCCAGGGCGCCAUCCCUCAUCCAGAAAAAAACAACCCCAACGAAUCGGAGCAUCAGCCGCAGUCACCGCAACCGGGUACCGGGUCCCGGGGCAGAGGAAGGGGGUCUGCCGUGCCUGCAGAGGAAGUUUUGGAGUCAAGUCAAGAAGCCUUGCAUGUCACCGAGCGUCGCUACCUGAAACGGGACUGGUGCAAGACCCAGCCGCUAAAGCAGACUAUCCACGAGGAAGGGUGCGUCAGUCGCACUAUCAUUAACAGGUUCUGCUAUGGGCAAUGCAACUCCUUUUACAUACCCAGGCACGUUCGCAGAGAAGAAGGCGCCUUCCAAUCUUGCUCCUUCUGCAAGCCUAAAAGGUUUACCACCAUGACUUUCACUCUGAACUGUCCGGACCAACAACCCCCCACCAAAAAGAGACGCGUUCAGCGCGUAAAGCAGUGCCGGUGUAUUUCAAUUGACCUGGACUAGAUCCGUGUCCUAAUGGUAUUCCUUCGAUUUGUUUCCGUUUUAUCUACGAAGGGAAAUGCUCACCUAUGGCGCAUCACCGCAUGGCAAUUAAAGGGAUUCGUUUCCCACCAGCAGAAUUGCGGCAAAUCGUCACACCCACAAAGGAUAGAGGGAAAUGUCAUUUGGUGUGAAGUCAGUGCAUUAUUAGCAAGGAAAUCAAAACCCGAUUUUUAGUCACACACGCAGCCUACAAUCAAAGCCACACUAUACACGUUUCGUUCACAGCGCCAUUCACUGACAUUACCGACAGUUCAGUAGGCAUAGCAAAAGUUGUGGAAUUUUCACACUGCAAACCGCUGUUUGACCUAUUGCCAUAUUCACCGUUGUGUGCGCCAUCCGCUAAAAGAUUGCAGAACUUGGCCUGCUCAUUUGAACACAGUAAGCCUGAAAUCCGAUGGAGGAGAUCUAGUCAUAUUCAGUAUUUUAAAAAGCAUUUAUGGACAGCAACAACAACCGUCUGGACACCAUCAAGGCGGGUAUGCUUUAUAGCCUAACCAUUUCCACCUGAGUAGUCUAUUAUGCAUUUUGUGGGAGUUUAAAUAUUGACUGAGCACCAAAUAGUUUCCACUAUGUGGAAUGAGAAAGAGAAAUGAUAAUAUUUAAUGUAAUUAUGACAAGUUUGUAUCAAUAAUAUGAAUGUUACUUGGACUCUAGUGAAUCUCUCUUGGUCUGCACUGUUUAUGUCAGUUCAUGUAAUUUAGGGAAGAAAAAGCUGUUUGUCGAAAUGUAAUUGGACCCACCCAGAACUAUUAAACAAUUGUACAAGGUCAAAUGUACAUAAUUGUGUAAUAAUGAUAAUCUCUUAGCUGCCUGACUCCUUGAAAACUGUAAAGUGGUCGUAUAUAGUACUGCAAGGUAACACCUGUUAUCCUAAAUGUAAUUUCAUUUCAUAUAAUUACUGUUACAUAAAUUGCAGCAGGAUUACUGCUUUUCCGAGAGCAAAUUAAAUGUUUUGGAAAACAACAA
Paramormyrops kingsleyae is the source of this 4293-nucleotide messenger RNA. Its product is annotated as gremlin-1. Gene Ontology annotation, molecular function: BMP binding; receptor ligand activity. Lineage: Eukaryota; Metazoa; Chordata; Actinopteri; Osteoglossiformes; Mormyridae. The record is from RefSeq and is a predicted model, not a curated record. Gene Ontology annotation, biological process: animal organ morphogenesis.